Messenger RNA from Aegilops tauschii subsp. strangulata, 447 nucleotides. NCBI's taxonomy places the organism in Eukaryota, Viridiplantae, Streptophyta, Magnoliopsida, Poales, Poaceae. The record is from RefSeq and is a predicted model, not a curated record.
AUGGGCCUCUUCGGCAGCAGCAAGGGCAAGGGCAAGGGCAAGGGCACCCCCGGCUCCUCGUCCUCCCGUGCUCCUCCUCCCCCUCCCCCUCCGGCGCCAGCGCGUUUCUGCCCAGGUCGCCGGCGCCUACACAUCCCGGUGCACCAAGCGCGGUGGCACUGGGAGUACAGGCAGCCGCUGCCCUACCCCGACGUCACGCGGUCGCACCACUGGCACCUGGAUCUGCACCGGAUUCCGGUGCCGGCGGUUCCGGAGACCCAGCGGGCACACGACGAGGAGGUGCGCAGGCGCCGCGCGCAGCUCACGACGGAGCAGCGGCGGAUACCCGAGUACGCCGCCGACUCUCCCAACUGGGAGGCUUGGUUUGCCCUCGAACACGAGGAGCAACGGCGUGUAGGCGUCGACGCCGUCCCGCCGCUGUUUCCACCCCCCCCCCCCCCCCGGUAG